This is a messenger RNA of Ophidiomyces ophidiicola, 2094 nucleotides long. RefSeq lists its product as uncharacterized. The coding region runs from base 1 to 2094 and encodes 697 amino acids. The record is from RefSeq and is a predicted model, not a curated record. Gene Ontology annotation, biological process: regulation of DNA-templated transcription. Gene Ontology annotation, molecular function: zinc ion binding; DNA-binding transcription factor activity, RNA polymerase II-specific. Lineage: Eukaryota; Fungi; Ascomycota; Eurotiomycetes; Onygenales; Onygenaceae. The transcript is spliced from 8 exons.
AUGGGCCGAAGACCUAACGCUAUCGUUUCGGAAUUCUUCAAUAGAGGAAAUAAGCUCCCUGAUUCGAGCAAUCGCUAUGAACACACUUGCAAGCUAUGCGGGGAAAGUUUCCCAAAGGGUAGACCGGAUAGCCUUCUAACCCAUUUAAUGAAAAACUGUCAGGCGAUAUCCUUCGCAGAUAAACAACGAGUACUUCAUCUCUCUCGCGUAUCUAUAGGAGCUGGCUCCAGGCAACUCUCAACAAACGGCCAAUCCGAUAUCGUGCCUAGGAAUAUCUCUCUAGAUACUACUAGAACUGCUUCUUUUAACAGUGUUGGAGGCCUCAAUGGCUUGAAUGUACUUGCUGAGGCAUCUCGGCGAGUCGGUGCAACCGACGAAACAGGAGACGCCCAGGAAAAUACCCAUAACGAUAAGACCAUUGUUGUAGACCCAACUUUAGAACACUCUGGCAAUAUUAUAAUCGACUUCGAGGAUCAGUUCACGGCCUCCCCAAAUCAAACCCCCCAGUUAUUACCUGUUCAUGUUAAACUCGCCCCGUCUGCCCGAUUCACGGGUCCAGGACUAUCCUUAGGUACAGAUACUCUAGCAGACAUACGCCACCCCUCUCAACUUUCGCUUAUAGCUGCGUCGGCAAAUGAGAUCGUCUCAGAAAGCACUGCUGAGACUUUUAUUUCGGAUCAUAACAUCAUUGCCUUUUCCUCCGAACCACUUGACAACGCAAAUCGCGCUAUCUACCCUCGACCAAUUGGCCUUCGUAUUAGCCCUCCCGUAAGCACCGAAUCUUCUAACCAUGCUACCGUUAACCGAACCAAACAUAAAUCACGGUCUGCAUUCUCCGAGGAGCGACGGAAGCAGGUACAGUUGGUUCGCAAGAUGGGGGCAUGUCUUCGGUGUCGGAUGCUGAAGAAGACUUGCUCUGCUGGUACACCAUGUUCUCAAUGCAAGAAUCUUCAGAACCCACGUGUGUGGAUGGAAUGCUGCUUCCGAACUCGACUAAUGACUCGAUUGGAAGCAUAUUCAGUUGGCUUGCACUCUACUGUGGCUUAUCACGACAUCAACAAUAUUAGAUCUCAGGUUCAUUUUGAACACUCAGGAGGCCGUAUCGAAGUAACCCAUUUUGAGGGAGAUCCUUCAUUUGUUCUUACCUUUAAUACGCUUUACGCUCAGAAACAAACAGUAGCUGAGCUAGGCUCACAGUUGUCUAUUUCUAGUAAUAAUUCGGAGCCUGGAGCCCAGUCACAGGAUGUCCAUAUAUUAGACGGAGAGGUGGAAGAGCUGACUGGGAAGUUGGAAGCUUAUAUUAAGCGAGUUACAGACCAAUUCUUCAAGGCAGAAUCGUCAGAAAUUAUUAAACAGACACUAAUAAUGGCAUCCGAUCUUUGCAAAGCUAGCCAGGAUGAUCUUUUGGAGGGUGUACUUGAGCUCUGGGCCACCACGUCGGUCCUUGUUGGCCCACUCCUCCCAUGGAAAAUAUUUCUAAACCCGACGCUGCCACCAACAGCAAUUCAGCCUCUAUCUUCCAGCUCAAGCGAAUGGCGCAUUCCAAUCAGGAAAGAGGAUGGACCUGAGUCAUACUCGCUAAUUUGCUCACAAUUAUGCGGUGCGGUGGAAAAAAGAGCGGCAAAAAUUAGUAGAGCUGUUUUAAAUAAGAUUGAGCAGAGACUACUUCAAAGGCAGAGGGAAGGCAACUUUCGGACAUUUUUAGCCUCCCUUAUUCUAUUAAAUUGUGUUGAGAGAAUGUCAUGGUUAUUUCACACGUGGCAGGGCGGAAUAUUGGCAAGAAGGUGGCCUCUUGAACGUAGCCCUGCAGAUUUCGCUGCCCAAGGUGACAGGUUCUCAAACAUCAUUGCAACACAUUUAAAAAUGCGAUCCCUCGCCCCGGCUUUUCUCAUUGAACCUGGUACGGGUGUUUUGAUAGGAAGUGAUGUAAACGAGGACACUGCAAGUCGAUGGUUCGAUACUGUCAGGAUUAGUCAAUCGUAUCUUCUUGCACGUCAAGCAGCAAGCUUGGACAUAACUGACUGGCGAUCUCUUGAUUUCAAAUACUGCUCCUCACUAAUCCUCUCUACCGAAAAUGCAAGGUUCCCAGUUUAG